This is a messenger RNA of Knipowitschia caucasica, 609 nucleotides long. Lineage: Eukaryota; Metazoa; Chordata; Actinopteri; Gobiiformes; Gobiidae. The record is from the annotation of a GenBank genome assembly.
AUGGCUCCCAAAAAAGGUGACUCAAAAUCUGCUCCCAAAAAGGGGAAAUCUGAGGAGCCAAAGAAGGCUGCAAAGGAUGAUAAAAAGGGAGGUAAAGAAGACAAGCAAGGGGGAAAGAAGGCAGAGGACCCAAAGAGCAAAGGAAAAAGUAAAAAACCUGUCAGUGAAUCAGAGGCAUCUGAGGAGGAUGUAAGUGAGGAUGAGAGCGAAGAAGAGGUUGCACCUAAAAAGGCUGACAAAGGCAAAGGGAAAGCUGCGCUGAAGGGGGCAUCUAAGGCCAUGGCUAUGAAAGGUGGGAAAUCCAAAGCACCUGUGUCUGACGAAGAAGACGAGGAAGAAGAUCUAAGGAAGGCACCCAUGAAAAAAGGCAUGGGUGCUGUGAACUUGAAAAAGAUGACUGGUAAGAGACCCUGCAAUACGUUCUUCAGUAGCUGGGGGUCCGCCAAAGUCCCCAAGAGAACGGCGAAGGUCACCAAGUCAGCCGUCUUCUCCUCUGCAUCAACAAAGAGGAAUAUCUGGAAGACCACAGCCAUCUUCGGCCCGCGGCAGAUACAGAGGCACCAGUUUGCAAAGGGGUCCCACACAGAGGACUCUGUCACCCCUUACUAG